CGGCCGUCUCCACAGCGCCAUUUUCACGAACGGCUCGGCGCCAAUUAGACAGACCGGCACCCGUCAGUUCGACACAUUUGUCAAGUCCAGCUAGCGCCAUGCCUGCGGGUACGACGUAUGUGGUUCGCUCGUCGCGCUUUAGCACGAGCAAACCUCCCGUCGUCCAACCCGCCACGGAGCCUCCGGCGAUCGCGAUCCCAACGCUCGCCCGCCUUACCAAAUGGCAGCACUUUGCUAGGUUUUGCUUUGUCAUUGGCUGCCUCUGGAACGCCGCCGCGCCGCUCAAAGCGUGGUUCCUCUCGCGCUACGGCUUUGUGCCGACAACGACAACGACGAUCGUGAAUCUCAACUGGGACACGGUGCUCAACGGCAAGUUCCUCACGCAACUCUACACCAACGCCGGCAUUCCACUAUCGAAGCCCCUCACUGCGACGCGCUACCUCAAUGUCUUUACGGACUUCAAGAUUCUUCCGCGCUCGAUUGCGACGUGGGCAGGAUCGUACGCUGGCACCGAGACCGUGUACCAGAUGGACUUGGACGGACGACCGCUGCGUCGGUCGCUCGACGGUGCCGCCGAAGUCGCCGCGUUCAACGCCGCACUGCCCGCGUUCACCACGAGCGGCUUCAACCUCUGGGGCGCCGAGCGCAUCUACAGCUACGUUCCGCCCACCACCGCAUUUGGGAGUCUCCAGGACGUGGCCGAGGCCGUGCUGUGCCUCAAAGGCAUGUCGCUCGAGACGUUUGUGAACGUCCAGUACAAGUCGUCGCUCAACCCGCUCACAUCCCCGAGCGACGCCGCCGCCAUGGCCAUGUGGCGCACGCAGUUGUUUCCGCAUCUGACGUCGUGCUUGGCGCGCCGGGCGACGCUGAUCGCAUCGGCGGCGACACCGGCGGCCGGUGUCGUCGCACUCGCCAAGGAAUUGGCAUCGACGUACAACUUGAGCUUGGCGAAUAUCGCGGGCACCAAGCAACUGUUUGCGCCAACGACGUUUCUCGACGGCUUUAUCGACAUCUCGGGGCAGAGCUCGGGCGCCGCCACCUACGAGAUCAGCGGCCGCGACCUCUUCGCCACGGCGCUCGGCGGCAGCGGCUACAUCAACUCGAUCUUUGCACCGCGCGAGACGGCGUGGUGGUGCUCGAUCCAGUACGUGGACCCCGCGACGAACGCUCCGAACCGAACGCAGUGUUUCGAGCGCAUGGCUGUCUCUUUGCCGGCGUUCUUUGUCGGCAAGUACAUUGCACUGAACUCGGGCUCACGGUAUAUCGACAACGCCGACGUUGUUCCCAGCACAACGAUUGGCAAUUUGCAGUCGUACCACUACAAGCACCACGACGUGCAGCCGCUGACGUCUGUUCACUUGGCAACACUGGGCAACCGCACGACGUGGGCGGCGUUGAUACCGGAGGUGAUUGCGACCGUCGCGCAGAAACCAGUCGACACGAGCGAUGCGAUCGAAGAACUCUGUUUUGUCGGUGACGGAUGCUUUGCUGCGUGUCUGAACGAGACGGCGAGCGGCGGGACCACGUACACCUACCGACGUGGCGGCGAGUGCGUCACGACGAUCGACACCGUUACCGUGUCGCUGAACGAGUUGUACGUCGACCUGGCGUGCCUCGGCCUCGGCACUGGCACGUCGCAUGUUCGAGUGACCUAUAUCAACAGCGCCGGCAUCCGAUCGACGCGCGUUGCGUCAACGGCCGCGUCCCCGAUGGCGAUCUUGGCGUGUAUCGUUGGCGGGCGUAUUCCGAAUGGCGACUCUUUCCCAUCCAACUUUAUCGAUAUGGUGUCCCGGGGCACCGAAGUCUCAUUGGUCGUCACGUCGUCCAAUGGCAGCGAAGCCAUCAUGCUCAACUUCAUUGCGCUCAUCUCGCUCCUCGGCUACAUCUUUUAUUUGCUUUGGAUCGUUCUGUAUCUGGUGAAAACCGAUGCGUGGAUCCGGCGUCUUCCGCCCACGGAACACAAGAUGCAGCUGCGCUUCUCGAUGGCCAAGUGCAAUGUGAGCAGCGUUGUCUGGAUGAUCCACCGCAAUUCGAUGCGCAUCACGGGCUUUCUGGGGCUUGUCGCAUGGCACGUCGGUGCGAGCGACUGCCACUGCAACUGGAAUUCGUCGAGCGAUGUUCGCAUCGACCCGAUCUACGGCUGCAGCAACGAUCCGACGGGUCACUUUCGCAACUUUAGCGAGUGGAUUCGCCUUCUCUCGUACGCGUGGGUCUUUUUCGCGCUGGUGUACAUGGACCUCAUGCCCGGGAUUGGCUCCAACUUGAAGGGGUAUGCGACCGCUGUCAUCAUGCUGAGCCUCUUGCCGCUCGCGCUCUGGGCGUACGUGAUUGGCGAGCUCUGGCGACUCCGUGCGCAAUGGAGCUGGCUGACAUGGAUGCACAGCCAGCUCUUUUUGAUUCUCUUUUGGCUCGCGGUGUGCGUCACCAUGCGCAGCCGCGUCACCUUGCCCUACAUGCGCCUUGUCGACUGGUGUCUCUACCGCAUCGGCAUGCGCAAGCAGUCGAUUGACCGCAAAAGCCCGUUUCGAACACUAAUUGGGACGCACUUUUGGACGCCCGCAGCGCUCUUUCGACCCGAAGACAUUGCGUACGUCCCUAUGAGCGUGCUCCUGAAGACCAAGGGCAUCGUUUUGGAAAAUAUUGUCGACCAUACGUACUUUACCUAUGGCGUCGACACCGAUCUCGAUGACGAGUCGAGGAAGCCACGAACGCACCCCGACUGGGUCCUUGCGCAACCCGAAUACUACGUGUGUGUCGCGACAUGACACGUUCGUUGUAUUAGCGACAUGUCCUUUUAUAGUCCUUUAUAUAUAUAUAUAUCCGAAUAUCGAUGCAACUGGUGGCACA
Saprolegnia diclina VS20 is the source of this 2847-nucleotide messenger RNA. RefSeq lists its product as hypothetical. Lineage: Eukaryota; Oomycota; Saprolegniomycetes; Saprolegniales; Saprolegniaceae. The record is from RefSeq and is a predicted model, not a curated record. The transcript has a single exon. The coding region runs from base 99 to 2765 and encodes 888 amino acids.